Messenger RNA from Paramecium tetraurelia, 2625 nucleotides. RefSeq lists its product as uncharacterized. NCBI's taxonomy places the organism in Eukaryota, Ciliophora, Oligohymenophorea, Peniculida, Parameciidae. The record is from RefSeq and is a predicted model, not a curated record. The transcript has 5 exons.
AUGAAUGGCAAUGUAAUAACUUAUUUAAUUUAUAACCUUGCAAAACAGAUGAAAACUAAAUUAUGCAAUUUCCUUCUCGAAGAGUUGUCAACCAUUUUUGCUGAUAGUUAAAAUACAACUUUAGUAUUCUUUGCAAAAGCAUCUAAAGGGAAUAGAUGGACAGUCAAAGAAUAGUUAAUAAAGAAUUUUAUAUCAACAAUAAUGAUCCAUAAAAUUCUAUUAACGCAAAUGAUGAAGUAACAAUCUUAAUUAAAAAACAAUAAAAGUAUGCUUUUAUUAUUCAAAUAACAUAAAAUUUUAUAGUCCCUGAAAAUAUCAAGUUUGUCAUUAAAAUUUAGAUUGGCUGGUUUAACUACUGAUUAUAUAAAUCCUGUCUACAUCUACUUGGUACCAGGUAAUGAAUCAAUUGGUUUCAAACUGAACGAUCCUCCUGAACAAAUUUAUUUCAAGAUUGAGCCUUUGAUUGGAGAAUCACUAGAUUAUUUUAAUUACACUCUUUCCAAUCUUAAACCUGGAAAUUCAAUAAGUUUCUAUUAUUAUUUUGAAAAUUCCGUUCUUGAAAAUGAUGUUAAUAUAUAAUCUAUAAUUAAUGGAAUACCAUUAAUCAAAGACUCAAAAGAAACUUUUGGAUAAUUUUAGUUGCCUAAUGGAAUUACUAAUAAUUCAAUUUCGGUUCUCUGUGAGAUAUCAUCCUCUUAUGGAGCUAAAACUUAUUUAAAACAAGAAGUUUAUGUAAUGAGGAAAAAUUAUGAAUUACAAUAAUUAUACCAAUCGUUCACUAAUAAAACAAAUUUAGAAAACUUAUAAAGUCUUCAUACAAUGAUUGCACUAAUCUAGUUAGAAGAACAUUAAGUAUGCUUGAAAUAAUGCUCAGGGGUUGGGACAUGUGUAAAUAAGAAAUGUUAAUGUCCUCCUGGAUAUUACUUUGCUGAUUGUAGUGGAAAUUAGGAAUAAUAAACAAAAUUCAAUGAUUUUAUGUUUAAUGCUAUGUAAUCCCUGAUCAAAGCACCAAUAAAAAAUAACGAUGAUAUGAAAUUGUUUAGUCAAACUCUCUACUUUUUAACAUAAUUUAGUUCUAAUAAUACAUUAAGUUUAGAAGAUUGCUCUAUUGUUUUACAAUAAUAUAUAAAGAAUACAAAUUCUAGAUUAGAACAGAUAAAUUAAUUUUCAAUAAAUUUAUAAUAUUAAUCAACUGAAGAUUUUAAUUACUCUUAAAUUGAUAUUCGCUCUUUAGUAAACAAAAACGAUUUACAUACAGCUCUUAAAAGUACUGUUUUUAUGUGGGAAAAGACAUUAUUUACUUCAGGUUCAAAUGUUUAUUCAUUAUAAAAUCAACUCAACAAUUUGAUAAACAAUAUCAUUGAAUUAACUAUCUUCUCUUUAAGUCCUAAUGAUAAAGUAGACUUUUCAAUAGAUACUGCAUCUAUAACUGUUUAAAAAUCCUAAAGCCUCCCAUAUAACUCAAGUAGAGUGUUAGAAGAAAUCAAUAGCUAGAAAUCAGCAAUUUAUGAUAUCGUUUAUGCAAUUUACAUUAGAAACUUUUAUGCUUUUGAUGGUUACUUCCCAUACCCAUAGUAAAUUUAUCCAUUAUAUGAUUAUUAAAUCAGAUAGUCCAGUAGAAAAGAAAAUAUAUAGUUAGAUUAGCCAAUUUCCUAUCGAUUUGGAAUUCAAAAUGAUACUACUAAUUUAGUUUGUUUAUAAAGAAAUGCUAAGACCUAUGAAUGGUUUGAUUAAAAUUGCACCAUCUCUGAAAUAAAUUCAACUUACUAUUGUAAUUGUACAACUCUCUCUCCUACAACAAUUUGCAAUGACUAUGAUUUUCUUUAUUAAGGAUCUUCAGGAUUCAGGAUAAGUCUUCCAAAUAUUUUUUACAUCGUUUACAUUAUUUAAUUAAUAAUACUAGGAAUAUUUGUGAGCAAAUCAAAAACAUAAAAUGGAGAAUAAAAAACUGAAGAUACUAAAUUUGGUCGUGUCUUUAAAUUAGCUAAACAUAACAAAGUGAAUGUAAUUGGCAACUAAGUUUAUCCAGUUGAUCAUGAAAAGGACACAAGAGAAUUAAUAAUAAAGCCAGAAGUAGCCAAUAAAGAUAAUAAAAAUGAUAAGUUUCAUUUUAAUUAUUUCUGGAAAUACCACUGCUUAGCAUAAUUGAUAUUUAAAUAGUUAGCUUACCUUAGCCCAUUUAUGAGAUCACUUUUAAUAUUAUUAAGAUGGAAUUCUGCAAUUAUUGUUGGAGAAUUUCUAUCCUUGAUUUACUUUGACUACUAAAUAUCUAUCUGGAUUAUAUUUGCAUCAAUAGUCAUAAUGAGACUUAGUGAGAAUUUCUUAAAAAAAUAAAUAAAGUAUUUUUUUGUCAUGAAAUAAAUUAUUCUGGUGAUAUUAAUCAAAGGUUUUAUAUUUUUACUAUUGGUGUUUACAAUAUUAUGUGGAAUUUACUUUUAUUUACUGAUAGAUGACUAAACAAGUUUGAUACUUUCUUAUUCCGCUGCAAUUAUAAUUGAUAUCCUUCUGCUUGAUAUCAUUAUUUUUGGCUCAAAAAGAUUUUUAGGGGAAAAUAAGAAGAAGAAUAUAAGAAAAAAGAUUAAUGAGCUAAAAUAAAUUGCUAAAGUACAUAAGUAGAACGAUUGA